This is a messenger RNA of Biomphalaria glabrata, 976 nucleotides long. RefSeq lists its product as uncharacterized. The record is from RefSeq and is a predicted model, not a curated record. Lineage: Eukaryota; Metazoa; Mollusca; Gastropoda; Planorbidae. The transcript has 8 exons. Bases 18 to 644 code for a protein of 208 amino acids.
CACAGAUAUGCAAGCAAAUGAAGUUUCCUCUGUUGAGCCAAAUCAUAUCAAUGACCGAGGGGAACAGAACCACACCACCCACAACGACGACAACCACAGCAACGUUUACCUCUAACGCAGGAUUUUUGUUUUUGUUUUCUCACCCAUCAAGAAUGUCUUUUCCAUGUUCCAUAUUGUUCUUAAUGACUGCAAGUUUCGCAAUGGGAGAUUCCCUUUUACCUGUGCAAACACAACGAGAUACAUCUGAAGUAAUAGGGGCAUUUCUGCAAAACCUCAAAAAAGAUAUUUCAAUGAGUGAAAUUUAUGGGAACGCCUCUGAUCUUAUUGCAGAAUUUUAUGAAAUCGACAAAUAUAGUCAGGUUUUCUUUUCAGAUAUAUUUGACGCGAGGUCACUAGCUGCUGCUACGAGCAUGGACUUAUCAAAUAAACUGAACAAUCAGGUUUUUAUUUUGGAACAGUUGUCAGCGAGAUACAGCGUUUUACUAAAAUCUAAAGGUGACGACCAAAUCAAUUCACUGGUACUUUCUUCUAUGUACGAUGUAAUACUUAAAAUAGCAAGCUUGUCAAGAGUGAUUCAAAGAAGAUUUCCAACUGACAGCCAAGUCAUGACAACGACCGACAGUAAUAUGUUUGAUCCUUUGUGACGCGAUCCUAGAGGCCUUCUUCCAGGAAUUUUUCCAGAAAUUUGUCCAAUCGUUUGCUUUCCUAAUAAUUGGAGAGGGGGAUGCUGCUGGAGAGGAAGGAAGUAGAUGAUGCUUUUAUCUGCAUAGGCCCGGAUUUACGACAGUACAAGAGAGUGUAACUACCCGGGGCAUCACCUUUGUAGGGCGCCCAAACAUUUUUGUUUUCAAAUAUGCAUAUAUAUCUAAACCAAAAAAAAAAAAAAAAGGAAAAUGAGAUUAUAUAUACAAAUAUGACAUGAUUUAGCCAUAGGCCCACGCACUACUAGUACCUAUAUAAAAUCUUGCAUUGAGUG